AGUAGAAGAAGUUGUUGAGGAAGUUGCAGGUGAAGUGGGAACAAUAUUCUUGAGAAAUUGCCUACCUAACGUUAACUAGAUUGUGGACUAAAACUGCGGACGUUUUGGUGUUACCUAAGCACUUCAUCACACAUUGAGGACAACUCUGAAAGAAGUGUUUUGAGGUGCACUCAGUGCAACCUGGUAAACUUUUAUAGCUUGUUGCUAUGCCAUUCCCUUUUGGUAAAUCUCACAAGUGUCCAGCGGACAUUGUGAAGAACUUAAAAGACAGCAUGAUGAUUCUGGAGAAACAUGACAUAUCUGACAAGAAGGCUGAGAAGGCUACCGAGGAGGUCUCCAAGUCUCUCCUGGCCAUGAAGGAGAUUCUGUAUGGCACUAAUGAGAAGGAGCCCCAGGCUGAAGCGGUGGCCCAGCUGGCUCAGGAGCUCUAUAACACUGGCUUACUCGGCACCCUCAUUGCAGACCUACAGCUCAUUGACUUUGAGGGCAAGAAAGAUGUAGCUCAGAUCUUUAAUAACAUCCUGAGGCGUCAGAUUGGCACACGAACUCCCACAGUCGAAUAUCUCUGCACUCAGCAGAACAUCCUCUUCAUGUUGCUCAAAGGGUAUGAGUCCCCUGAGAUCGCGCUAAACUGUGGGAUCAUGUUGAGGGAGUGCAUCCGUCAUGAGCCCCUUGCGAAGCUCACCCUCUGCUCUGAGCAGUUUUAUGAGUUCUUCAGAUACGUGGAGAUGUCCACGUUUGACAUUGCCUCCGAUGCGUUUGCCACAUUCAAGGACUUGUUAACAAGGCACAAAAUGCUGAGUGCUGAGUUUCUGGAGCAGCAUUAUGAUAGGUUCUUCAGUGAAUAUGAGAAGCUUCUCCAUUCUGAAAACUAUGUGACAAAAAGGCAGUCACUUAAGUUGCUAGGAGAGCUCCUUUUGGAUAGGCAUAAUUUUACCAUCAUGACUAAAUACAUUAGUAAACCAGAGAACCUGAAACUCAUGAUGAAUCUGCUGAGAGACAAGAGCCGUAACAUACAGUUUGAAGCCUUCCAUGUCUUCAAGGUGUUUGUGGCCAAUCCAAACAAGACCCAACCCAUCCUAGACAUCCUGCUGAAGAAUCAGACCAAACUAAUAGAUUUCCUAAGCAAGUUCCAGAAUGAUCGUACUGAGGACGAGCAGUUCAAUGAUGAAAAGACCUAUCUCAUCAAGCAGAUCAGAGAGCUCAAGAGGCCCAACCCACAGGAUGCCUGAACAGACAGACAUAGUACAGAUCGUGUCUACAUGUCAUCUUAGGCAACAUCUGAACAAAGUGUGGCUCUUUUAUGAUCCGGAGUGGUUGCAACACCAAGCAUUUUUUUAAAAUUUGGGUUUUGCAGGAGAAAUACGUCUCAUGAGGUCUGAAGGCGAGGGAGAAUGAGGAUAGAGUCUUGCUUUGCUGGACUUGGACAGUUUGUUUUAUUUUAUAAAUAGCAAACAAAAGGACAGUCGCUGCUGCUUUCUUGCACAUGAAAAUGUUGUAGGCCUUGUAACACAAACAUAUGCUUGUUCUCAUUGGCAGACAAGAAGUGACUGAAGUUUGACAAUUUGAUGUUAAUGGGUUUCCAUAAAAUAUCAGCAGAGCAGCAUGUCAUUAAUCUUGUCUAACCUCAGUCCAGUUGUAUUUCUCACAAGAGACACACCCAUCCUUUUACUUAUACAUGCCUCCUAACAGCGCUCAACACACACAGUUACAGAUGUGUUAGCAUGCGCACACCCAAGUACAACCUAGUAAUGGUUGUGUGUGGUUAAUGGAGUUACAAUAUAAGAUAUGGUUUGAGACUGAAUACUGUACCUGGUUAAAAUGUGAUUGAUGCAUAAUCCUAAUUUCAAUUUGAUGUGUUUCACCCAUCCAUUGGGCAAGUAUUAUGUUUUAGGGAGGGGCAAUUGAGGUUAGAUAUGUACAUAUGUUCCCCCCCCCCCCCCCUUUUUUUUUUUUUUUUUUUUUUUUUUUUUUUUUUUUUUUUUUUUUUAAAUUUUAUUAUUAUUAUUUUAUUUUGGGUACUGUAAUUUUCCAUUGGGCUCUGACCCUUGACUAUAUGUGUGUGUGUGUAUAUAUACAAACUGAAGACAUUACGUUUUUGGUGGUUAUAAAAAUAAUAUUGUAAGAUAUGAGUGACUGUAAAUGCUCUGCUCAGUUGUGUGAAGCCCUAAUUUGACCCAAAUAUUUGCUAGGGAUGUUCUGGCUCCUUACCUGUGACUGGUUUUCUGUCCUUUGUGUCCAGCCUCCAUUAUGAGCUGACUGUAAAAACAAGUCCCCAGGCUAGAUACUCAAAGUAGUAAAGAACUGAAUUCAGUUUUCAGAAAGGCCAUCUAUUUCAAAUCAACUUCAGGAAAAUGGUCCUUCAAAAAUAAGAAACAUGACCAGCCCUGACACAGAGGGUUUUGAUUUCUUUCAACAAAGGUAUCAGUGUUGGAAAUUUCGCAGACACUCAAUUUUAAAACCAUUUGUUAAAACUGCAGUAGACUUGCAUGUAAUGUCCUGAGUCAGUAUUUCUGAUAUAUACAUGAAAGCACUGGUUUGGAGACCGUGGAAAGAUGUGGGAUGAUUCUUUUAUUACUGCUCUGGUUUAAAUUCAGAUUUUUUCACUGCGCUUUGUAGUAUAUUACAUCUGCCAUAGCUUUAAUGUACUAAAAAACAUUCUACGUCUGCUCUAAUUUAAUCACUUGCAGACUAAUCGGCUGUUUGGUUUUACCAGUAACCCCCUCCGGUGGUUAUUUGUUAAAGUAGUAAAACCCCAACCUCUACUUUUUUUUUAUCAAAUCAUUGUUCUGGAUGUAAUUCUCUGAAGUAAAAUGUAAGAAUUUUAGUUUUUUAUUUAAAGGACAUGAAAAAUUCUUGUGAGUGACCAAUUUGGCACAAAGCCCAAAAAGCUUGUGGCAUAUAUGUCAGUUUGCAAUUAAUUGCAGUCAUCUUAUGUCUUUAAAGUCACCAUUUACUUAGACAAUCUAUCACCUUCAUCUUGGUGCACUUGCAGACUCAGGUGGCAAGAAAGGCAUAUGGUUCUCAUAUGUGAGUGUUUUAUUUAUGUGUGUGUGUAUAUGUGUGUGUAUAUAUAUAUAUAUAUAUAUA
Messenger RNA from Electrophorus electricus (electric eel), 3090 nucleotides. It is a transcript of the gene cab39, whose product is annotated as calcium binding protein 39. The record is from RefSeq and is a predicted model, not a curated record. Gene Ontology annotation, molecular function: protein serine/threonine kinase activator activity. Gene Ontology annotation, biological process: intracellular signal transduction. Lineage: Eukaryota; Metazoa; Chordata; Actinopteri; Gymnotiformes; Gymnotidae.